AUGACAUCGACUGAGUGUGAUAAGGAUGACAACUGCUAUUUCUACAUCGAGUCGGAUAUCGACGAGCAGAACCUCACGGUCUGGAACGACUACAUUACGCCCCGUGGGUUCGAGAACGUUUCGUUUUAUUAUCGAGCAGCAAUGGUGCAGGGUUGGAACAAGUUUUGUUUUCAAGGAGGUUUGGUCGUUGUACGAGCACAGCUGCCCGGUGUCGUGGACAAAGACUCUGGCAAUCCCGACCUCAUCAACGCCACAAAAACUUCUCGAGCGGAGAGUAUUGAUUACUAUCCUACCUGGCCUGGCAUUUGGAUGUUCGGAAAUUUGGGGCGAGCCAUCUUCACGGGCUCAACAGCUCGUUUUUGGCCGUUCUCGUACAAUGAAUGCAACGAUACCGUCUUUGACUCCCAAAACCAGCGCAUCAGUGCAUGUGACCCCAAUCCAGGCUCAGGCAUGAACCCUUACCAAGGUCGUGGAGCGCCUGAAAUCGAUAUCCUGGAGGGUGGCGGUACCGAAAUCUCCUCAUCCAUGCAAAUCGGGCCUGGAAUGCCUGACGACUUCCGAAAGUUUUACGAAAAGGUCAAUCCGUCGUGUAUUUACGGAUAUGGUUCCUGUACGACCCCCGGCGCCAACAGUGUUGAUGUCCCCACAGCGUUGUACAAAAAGAACCGUGGAUAUAAAUCAUGGUACCAAGGAAUGCGAUACGGAGCCAACAAUCUGUGUGCUUCGAGAAGUGAUGAGAUCCAAACGCUGGCAAAAAUUAAUGCCUCGCUAAGUAAGGGCAUCACGGAAAAUGCAUGCACGAUUGAGACCUGCCCAGCGUCAUUUGACGUGCAUGCGGAGCUUGGCUUCAUGGACAACAAAACGGAUCACUGGGGAAUUAACUCCAAUGGCACCUGCUUUCCAAAGAUCAAUGGAUACACUGGUGCCUACGUGUGCAAUGCAGGAAACACCGACUCCAAGUGCGCGGAGUCAGGAGGUUCCACCAGCGCGGCGUCUUCUUUUAUGUAUCAACUGGACGCACUCUCUGCAAACUGGGGCAUCCACCUCGCCGCAUACACAGACUGGGUCACAUACUCCGUCGAGUGGGUCCCUGGUGACGACGGCUACGUCCGUUGGGAAGUUGAAGGCCACCCCGUGUUCGAAAUCGCUGCAGCUACCGUGACCAAUCCACCUCAAGAUGCUGCGCAAAUGAACCCCAGGAAGAUCAUGAUCGAAGAGCCCAUGUAUUUAAUUUUUAACGUCGCGCUUUCGAGUGAGUGGGGGUCCAAGCCCCCCAAUGCUGGCGUCUCUGGAUGCUACGGCGAUGGAAAGGAUAAGAAAACCAACACUAUCUGCGAUGCCUUCCCGAUGAAAAUGAAGAUUGAUUACAUUCGGGUUUACCAAGAUACCUCAACGAUGGUCUAUGGCUGUGACCCAGCGUCACAUCCGACGAAGCAGUGGAUUGAAGACAACAUCGACAGCUAUCAGGAUUUUGAUAAUCUGGUU
Molecule: messenger RNA, 1485 nt
Organism: Phytophthora nicotianae INRA-310
Lineage: Eukaryota; Oomycota; Peronosporomycetes; Peronosporales; Peronosporaceae
Exons: 1
Biological process (GO): (1->6)-beta-D-glucan biosynthetic process
Cellular component (GO): endoplasmic reticulum membrane; plasma membrane
Molecular function (GO): glucosidase activity
Source: RefSeq, a predicted model, not a curated record